Molecule: messenger RNA, 456 nt
Organism: Mycetomoellerius zeteki
Lineage: Eukaryota; Metazoa; Arthropoda; Insecta; Hymenoptera; Formicidae
Product: enhancer of rudimentary homolog
Exons: 3
Coding region: 82-447 (121 amino acids)
Source: RefSeq, a predicted model, not a curated record
CAUAGUGAUUUUUACAGAUGUAUUGUCAAUCAAAAUGAACUCGUCAAUGAAUCUAGAGAUGGUAGUGUCUCGGUGCUAAGCAUGGCGCGACUGCCGUGGCUCUUUUAUGCGAGCCAGUUCAAAAUUUCAUCAAGAAACUCUCAUACAAUACUAUUAGUACAACCUGGUGUCAGGCCUGAAACAAGAACAUAUUCUGAUUACGAAAGCAUUAAUGAAUGUUUGGAAGGAGUUUGUAAAAUUUAUGAAGAACAUCUAAAGAGACGAAAUCCAAACACUCCAACUAUUACUUACGACAUUAGUCAGUUAUUUGAUUUCGUUGAUCAAUUAACGGAUUUAUCCUGUCUUGUGUAUCAAAAAUCGACAAAUACUUAUGCUCCUUAUAAUAAGGAUUGGAUUAAAGAAAAGAUAUAUGUUUUAUUGCGUAGAGUUGCGGGACAUGGAGAGUAAUCAAUACAU